Molecule: messenger RNA, 876 nt
Organism: Penicillium olsonii
Lineage: Eukaryota; Fungi; Ascomycota; Eurotiomycetes; Eurotiales; Aspergillaceae
Source: the annotation of a GenBank genome assembly
AUGGCCUAUCAACUUGACUACCCUGCCAGCAACCUGACCUGGCAGGUGCUGAAUCAUGCCAACCUGCACAAUUAUGCCGUUGGAGCGUAUAAUUGUUACAAUACCGAUGGCGUAAUGGCGGUCAUUCGCGCGGCAGAGCAGCAGCGCUCGGCAGCGAUAAUCCAGCUGUUCCCCUGGACAAUGAAUUUCCAGGGUGCGGAGUUCAUUCGCUAUGUCGUCAAUGCUGCACAUGCUGCGACAAUCCCGAUAGCAGUCCACUUGGACCACUGCAUAAAGCCCGAGGACGUUGAGCGGGCCUUGGAACUUCCCUUUGAUUCGAUUAUGGUGGAUGCAUCUACGGAAGAUGAAAGAGAGAAUAUUCGCCGCGUGAAGGCUGUUGUGGAACGAGCGAGAUCUCUCGGCAUCACAAUUGAAGCCGAGAUGGGGCGCAUCGAGGGUGGGGAGGAUGGUCUGCCCUCGGUGGAUAUGGAGUCUGUCAUGACCCGCCCCGAAGAAGCUGAGACUUUUAUCCGCGAGACAGGCAUUCAUUUCCUGGCUCCCUCUUUUGGAAAUAUCCAUGGCGGGUAUCCGGCUGGUGGUGCAGAGAAGGCUUGGGACCUACCUCGUCUCGAAGCUAUCGGCAAAUUGGUCUCCGAUACAACCCCGCUGGCACUUCAUGGAACUCAUCCUGUUUCCGAUGAGUUGUUCCAGAAGACUAUUCCACUCGGCGUGCGAAAGAUUAACCUCAACCGUACCGUCCGAGAUGAUUAUACCAAUUUCAUUGCCGAAAACGCCGGCUCCUUGGAGCUGACAGUUCUUUCAAUGCAAGGCGUGGGUGUUUACACUAAAUCGGUUGAGAGGAUGAUGAAAAUUCUGGGAUCAUCCGGACGUUACUAG